This is a messenger RNA of Macrosiphum euphorbiae (potato aphid), 327 nucleotides long. NCBI's taxonomy places the organism in Eukaryota, Metazoa, Arthropoda, Insecta, Hemiptera, Aphididae. The record is from the annotation of a GenBank genome assembly.
AUGGGAGGAAUGAAUAAAAAUGUUCUACAAGGUAUAUCAAUAUUUAGUACUACUGAUCCAAGAAAAUGGACUAUCGAAGAACUAGUUAAUUUUGUCGAAAGACUAUUAACUAAUAAUUACACAAACAAUAAUUCCUCUGAACUAAUGAGAAUUUCUCAAUCUUUAAGAAAUCAGGACGUUGAUGGCGAUGUAUUUUUAAUGUUAACUGAAGAAGAAUUGACAGAUACACUAAACAUUAGCCUUGGACCAGCACUAAAACUGAAAAAUGCUAUUAUUAUGUUAAGACAAAGAGUUAUUGCAAUUGAUAAUGCAAAAAGACAGUCAUAA